Messenger RNA from Sardina pilchardus (European sardine), 1500 nucleotides. RefSeq names its product sialidase-3-like. NCBI's taxonomy places the organism in Eukaryota, Metazoa, Chordata, Actinopteri, Clupeiformes, Clupeidae. Gene Ontology annotation, cellular component: membrane; intracellular membrane-bounded organelle; cytoplasm. Bases 142 to 1500 code for a protein of 452 amino acids. The record is from RefSeq and is a predicted model, not a curated record. Gene Ontology annotation, biological process: ganglioside catabolic process; oligosaccharide catabolic process. The transcript is spliced from 4 exons. Gene Ontology annotation, molecular function: exo-alpha-sialidase activity.
CAGCAGCUGUUUUUUGUUGGUUUUAGCUGAUCUUUGCUGGUGUAGCUGGUUAGGCCACCACCUAGACAUGCUGACGUGACCAUCUGAGGAAGCUGGUCAUGCUGGGCACCAGCCUGCCAAGAUUGAAGAACACAGCUAGACAUGGGCAGCAGCGUGGCGAAGUCCCACUCCACAGAAACGCUGGUGUUUGCUGAUAAAGAUCAUGACUUCAGGAUCCCAGCGCUGCUUUACGUUAAGGAGUGGAGCACAUUCCUGGCGUUUGCAGAGAAGCGCGCCUCCAGCAAAGAUGAGCACGCGGAGAAUCUAGUGAUGAGGAAAGGCUCACGGCAGCCUGACGGCUCAGUGCAGUGGUCUCCCACCGAGGACUUGAUGAAGGCGUCCAUAGUCGGGUUCCGCACCAUGAACCCGUGCCCGGUGUUGGAGCGGAACUCUGGAACCCUGUUCCUGUUCUUCAUCUGCCUGAAGGGGAACACGCUGGAGUGCAUGCUGCGUCCGGGCCAGACGCGCCUCUGCUACGUCACCAGCGGCGACCGCGGCCUCACCUGGAGCGACCUCACCGACCUGACGGCCAGCGUGAUGGACAGCGCCUUCAGCCAAUACCAGACCUUCGCCGUGGGCCCGGGCCACGCCCUCCAGCUGGCCAGCGGCGCUCUGCUGGUGCCCGCCUACGUGAAGCUGGUGGAGGGGCGCGGGUGCUGCCGCGGGGGCGGCGGGUGUGUGAGCACACACUCCGUGGUGCUGCGGAGCCAGGACGGGGGGUGCACCUGGCACGCCGGCCAGCCGCUCGCCAUGGAGACGGGCGAGUGCCAGCUGGCGCAGGUGCGCGACGGCGCGGGCGGGACGCAGGUGUACAUGAACGCCCGCAGCACAGGCGAGUGGCGGGUGGAGGCGCUGAGCAGCGAUGGCGGCGAGAGCUUCAGGCCGCUCAGCCUCACCACGCUGCCGGAGGUGGGCAAGGGGUGCCAGGGCAGCGUGCUGAGCUUCCCCGCCACGGAGCUGCCCGCAGGGGGCGGGGCCUUCUCAGAGAGGGGAGCAGGGGGCGGGGCCUUCUCACAGAGGGGAGCAGGGGGCGGGGCCUCCUCAGAGAGGGGAGCAGGGGGCGGGGUCUCCUCAGAGAGGGGAGCAGGGGGCGGGACGAGGGGAGCAGGGGGCGGGGCCUCCUCAGAGAGGGGAUCAGGGGGCGGGGCCUCCUCAGAGAGGGGAUCAGGGGGCGGGGUCUCCUCAGAGAGGGGAGCAGGGGGCGGGGCCUCCUCAGAGAGGGGAGCAGGGGGGCAGGGCUGGGACCGGCUGGAGCUGGGGCUCUACCUGACCAGGUGUGUGCAGGACCCCGUCCCCUGGGGGGAGCCCCACAUCGCCCACUCGGGGCGCAGCGGCUACUCGGACCUCGCCCGCUGUGAGGAGGAGGGGCGCUUCGCCUGCCUGAUGGAGUGCGGAGAGGGCGAGCGACUUCGGAUGGUCUUCAGGGAGUUUGAUCUCACAGAGAUAUCGCACACAGUUUAA